Messenger RNA from Solanum dulcamara, 1427 nucleotides. Its product is annotated as serine/threonine-protein kinase Aurora-3-like. Lineage: Eukaryota; Viridiplantae; Streptophyta; Magnoliopsida; Solanales; Solanaceae. Gene Ontology annotation, cellular component: spindle pole centrosome; spindle microtubule; chromosome passenger complex. The record is from RefSeq and is a predicted model, not a curated record. The coding region runs from base 360 to 1205 and encodes 281 amino acids. Gene Ontology annotation, biological process: regulation of cytokinesis; protein phosphorylation; mitotic spindle organization. Gene Ontology annotation, molecular function: ATP binding; protein kinase activity. The transcript has 7 exons.
ACCAAAACAAUCAAAUGUGCUCUUUCACAAACCCAACUUCAUUUCCCUUUCUCUUCCCUCUCUCAACACAAUAUUCCCUCUUUUGCUUUCCUCUCAAAUCAGCAAUGGGUGUGUAGAGAUCUUGUUGUCUCUUUUAUGUAUGUAGUUUGAUCGACGGUGUUAAAAGCCCUUGUAAAGUGGAUGGACUAUGGAGUAGCAUAUAACUUCAGCCCAGCCCGAAAUAGAAAUUGGAUUGGACUUUUCGACCCGAUUCGUUUUCAUCAGCCCAACAACCCGUUUCAAAUUUCAAAAUCCGUAAAUUCCCUCCAAAAAACCCAAAUUUGAAUUUACAGUGUAUUUCUCCAAAAUCACUUGCAGAAAUGGCUUCCAAAUCUCUAAAACCUCCUAAACAACCACCAAAAAACCCUAAAAAACAAUGGUCCCUCAAUGAUUUCGAGAUCGGAAAACCCCUCGGAAAAGGCAAAUUCGGCCGUGUAUAUCUCGCCCGUGAAGUUAAGAGUGGAUUUAUAGUGGCGUUGAAGGUGAUAUUCAAGGAGCAAAUAGAGAAAUACAGGUUGCAUCAUCAACUUAGGAGGGAAAUGGAGAUUCAAACGAGUCUUCGCCAUCCCAAUGUACUGAGGCUAUAUGGUUGGUUUCAUGAUGAGGAGCGGAUUUACUUGAUUUUGGAGUAUGCUCAUGGUGGUGAGCUGUAUAGGGAGCUGAGGAAGACUGGUCGCCUUCCUGAGAAACAAGCUGCCAUAUAUAUUGCAAGUCUCACACAAGCUUUGGCGUACUGUCAUGAGAAGCAUGUCAUUCACAGGGACAUAAAGCCAGAAAACCUGUUACUUGAUCAUGAGGGUCGCUUGAAGAUUGCAGACUUUGGGUGGUCUGUACAAUCUAGAAGCAAGAGACAUACAAUGUGCGGAACUCUGGACUACUUAGCACCAGAAAUGGUGGAGAACAAAGCUCAUGAUUAUGCAGUUGACAAUUGGACCCUGGGGAUCCUUUGCUAUGAGUUUUUAUAUGGUGUGCCUCCAUUUGAGGCUGAGAGACAGACCGACACAUUCAGAAGAAUUAUGAAGGUAGACCUCAGCUUCCCUUCAACACCUGAUGUAUCUGCUGAAGCUAAGAAUCUCAUUAGCCAGCUUCUUGUGAAGGAUUCUUCGAAAAGGCUCUCUCUUCAAAAGAUCAUGGAGCACCCUUGGAUAAUUAAGAAUGUCAUAUGACACUGUAAUCUGAGUCUCUCCAUUCGCAUCGUUUAGUUAAAGCCCUGUCUAGUGAAAGUGGCAGAUCACUCAAUGUUUGUUGUUUCAAGUCACAUAAUAUGAGAUGUAAUCAUCUUGAUUUCAAUAGUUUGUAUCAGAUGGAGUGUGAAGCUUUGUUGGUGUGACAUUGAUAUAGUUUCGUAUAAAUAUUUGUGUAUCAUUUAUAUAAAUGACCUUACUUGA